This is a messenger RNA of Marmota monax (woodchuck), 3157 nucleotides long. RefSeq names its product basic proline-rich protein-like. The record is from RefSeq and is a predicted model, not a curated record. The coding region runs from base 1 to 1083 and encodes 360 amino acids. The transcript is spliced from 4 exons. NCBI's taxonomy places the organism in Eukaryota, Metazoa, Chordata, Mammalia, Rodentia, Sciuridae.
AUGAAUCGGGCUUUUUCCCAGUGCGUAGCCGGGCCUGGCGGCCGCGAGCCCGAAUCCAGAAUCCCAGGCCCCGCCAGGCCCCAGUCGGCCUGCCCGCCGCCAUUCCGCCUCGCCGCGGCGCGGGCCUUGCCCGGCGCCUGCGCUCGGCAGCCGCGGCCCGAGUCACUGCGACACCGCGGCUCGGGCCGGGCCUGCGCCGCCGCCGCUGGGCCCUGGUGGCCGCCGGCACUCACCCGCGUCUCCCGGGUGCCCCCAAGGCUCCGGCGACGUGUCCGCUCCCUCGCUGGGCCCGGGCCCCGAGAAACCCCGUCCCGCCAAGGUCUGGCUGCGUCCCUCAGCCGCCCGGGCUGCCCCGCCUGGAGCUGCGUGCGACACGGCGCCCGCCUCCGCCUCCUCCCCUGCCCGCCCGCCGGCCCUCCUCCCGCCGCCGCCGCCUGCACCACGCAACCUCCGCCCUCUCGCCUUCCCUGCGCGGCUCCCCGCCCUCCCGGCCUCACCGGCUCCGGCGACCGCGGGAGAAGCCGUGGGGGAGGGCCGGAACGCACCGCCAUCGGCGUCCGGGGAGGGGGAGCCGGGAAACCGCCGCCGCCAUCGCCCCGCUCGCCCGAGGCGCGGGACGGGCCCGGAAACCUCCCGCCCGCCCGCGGCGGCCGGCGACCUGGCUGGCCCUCGGCGGCGGCCCCGCUUGCGGGGCGCUAUCUACCUGCGAGCCGCGGCCCCUGCCCGGGCGCCCAGCCGUCCCGCGCGGCGCGCCGGAUCCGCCGCCGGGUUUUGCAGCCGCCCCCACCGCCGGGCCACCUCCGGAGGCCGGGUUCCCGCCACUUCGGACCUGUCGAGUGGGCUGACCUUGGGCGGGGGGCUCCGGGUCCGGGAGAAACUUCCCGAAGGAGAGGGGCUUCCGCCGCCCCUGCGCGCACACAGCCCGAGCUGGCAAGGGACGCAGCUGCACCCAGCCAUGUGCCUCCGCUCCGGGGGACAGACCCCGGCCGAGUGGAGCAACCCCGAGACGCGCAGAAAUGGGCCAGGCUCCGAGAGCCGCGCCGGGCCCUGACCCCUGCACCUGCCCGCCGCCGGGCCGCCUGAGACCCGGGCUCACCUGCAAGUGUGUGUCCCGCUUUUUCUAACGCUUUCUCCAAAAGGACUGAACCAGUCCUUCAGCCGACUUAUUUUUGGCAAGUUUUAACAAAAACUCAGCUUACCCUUAGUCUCCGUCAGAAGAGAUGGUGGCUGGACUUGGAGGCUUUGAUGACACAAAGGGGUGGCCUGCGCUGUUACUGUGAGAAUCGUUUUCACGUGUAGUCGGAAGUAGUUACUGUCACUGGUUGGAAAUUAAAUCAUGAUUGGGGCUUUGGAAUGUUCAAACUAAGUGGGAAUUUUGGCAGCACGACUAGCCAGUGGGCUUCCUGUGGUGACGAGCUGGGGAGAGAGUGGACUUAACCCGUACCUAGGUGGAGGCAGGUGUUCCGAUGCCCUGGCUCCGCGAUUCCAUGGACAGGGGCAGGGCAGGAGUUCAGAUAGCGCGUCGUCUGGGUCAGACAUGUGGCGGAUGCGACUUCCUGUUCUCUGCAAACUAGAACACUGCGGAGACCCCCUGCCAGAGCAGGGGGCGGCCCAGGGUCCUCGCUGUGUCCUAAGUAACUUGGGUUUCUUGCAGAAGAAACAUCCUACUGCCAAAACCUGCAGGUGGUUGAGACAGGAAGUAGGGGUGGCUCUUACCUUGCACGGAACUGGAUAUAAUCCACCCCCCACACCCUGAGAUUGUGCUGCAGGACAAAUUAUGGAAUGGAAGUCUGACUCCUGCUGAGCACCUGUCAGUAUUCAAAACAGUGGAGCAUUUCUUCUGAAAUGAGACCACAGGGGCUGUGACCUUCAUGUGACAUUGGGCCCCACAGCAUAUCAAUCUACAGUGGUUGCCUCACUGGGUGCAGCAACGUGUGCCUCUGGAAGCAGCUUCUUGGGAGACUGAGCCACGCGGAGCACUUGAUCCCAGGAGAUAAAGGCCAGCCUGGGCAACAUAAUGAGGUCUGUCUCAAAAAUAAUAAUAACUAUUACUAUUAUUAAAAUGGUUGCCUCUCCAUAAAAAGACCAUAAAAGACACACUCCCAAUAAAAGGCAAAAUAAAGAUUCUCUAUUUUAAAAGAAAUAAAAGGAAGGUGAAAUAUAGUAGAAAUAUUGUAGAAGAAAAACUGCUAGGUUUAAUUAAGAUUUCUAGCUGCUUAGAAAAAUGACGUAGUUAAGGUUACAAGCAUGUGAAUGAACAGGGUCAGGUUAAGUGUGUUUUUAUCCAAAACAUUUGGGUAUAGACUAAUUAUUGUAAGAAAGGAAUGAUGUUAAAUCAGAUCUCAGCAGUAAUUUUUUAGAAUCUGGUGAUUAAAACAAAUGUUAAAGAAGAAUGGAGAGAGAAGGAGAAAGAUAAGGAAAAGGAGAGGUGGAAGGAAAAAAAGAGGAAGAGAAGGAGGAGGGAGAAAGUUUUAAGAUUUAAGAAUUUCUGCGUUUCUGAGGCAUCUUUAGCCUGACUUUUAAGUUCCCCAAACUUAUCGUUUACACACAUAUUCAACAGGCAGUAAGUUUAACAUGCUGAGGACAUCGUAAAAAGAAAACUCCAAAUCAUAAAUAUAAUAUGAUAUGCAGUACUAGGGAUUUUUUUUAAAUCAUUACAUUAUGUUUGUUAAAAGUACUUUUAACAGAACUAUUUGAAAAUGGCACUUUGUUAAGAGAUGAGUUUUCUGAACAUGUCAGUUUUUCAUCCUGACUUGUAACAAUGAAAAUAAGAAUGCAAAGAGUUAUUUGCCUACUUUAAAAAAGUAAGCAAGGAUAUGAGAGCUGCCAAAGUCAGCUGCCAUCCUUUAAAAACAUUAUUUGCAUAGGUAAAAUUGUAUAUUUAAUGUGCUUCAUGUCACUUCAGUGCACCCAGUGAGACCUCAGCCUCUGAAUUGUCACAGUCUUGGGGCUAAUAUUCUUUAUAAUGGCUUUAAUAUAUGCACAAUUUUUUAUGCUCCUCCUUUAAAGAAAUGGAACCAAAUUCCUCUUCCCUUGAGUAUGUCCUGGACUUAGGACUUGCUUCUAAUAAAUAGAAUAAAGCGGAAAUGAUGAUGCGAGUCUCAGGAAACUUGGUCCUUGAAGGUAGCAUGGAUUCUCCCUUGCUUUACUCCUCCUU